GAAAAGACCAGGAAGGGCCGAGAAGGGGAAGGAUCAGGGCCCAGCGAAGCGCGAGAGGAGCAACGGCAGCCCAAUCAGACAGGAGAGCGACCGGGCUGCCAACCACCACGUGUAUAGAGCAGGAUGCAGGGCGAGUUUGAGAGUUACAACAAGCGCGGGGUCCCCCGCAGCAACACCCCAGAGGAUGAGAUUCGCGUCAUGAGUGCAGGGAAGUUUAGUGCCUAUGUGCUGUAUGCCGCCAAGUUGAUGCAGGAGCAGGACAAGAGACAGUUCACCAUCAAAGGUGCGCACACACAGGCAGACAGGGGCGGGGGUGGGCAGAGAAGCACAGAUCUGACCUCCGUGUGUGGCCACGGGCACAUGCUCGGCAACACGUCAUACCGAUGUUGUGUGUUAUGUGUGUGGCUGGUGUGUGUGUGAUCUAUCAGCCACGGGUGCCGCUAUUGCCCGCGCUGUGACCGUCGCCGAGACCAUCAAACGCAAGUUCAAGGGCCUCCACCAGAUCACCAAGGUGCGCCACACACACAUGCACGCAGGGAGGAUAGGGGUGGGUGAGUGACUGGAUCUCUCUGGUAUGCAUCUGUGCGUGUGUGUGUGUGUGUGUGGUGAUAUCGUCUGUGUAUUCAGUGCGGUACGACGACGAUGAUAGACGAGUUCAACAACGGCCGGAUGGGCAUGAUGGGCGAGACGCGCACCAUCUCCCGCAACGUGCCGUACGUCGAGAUCCUGCUGUCGCUCGACGAGCUCGACAAGGACGACAUCGGAUACCAACCGCCACUGCCCGACGACGAAGUCACCGACUUCGACCCUGAGAGCCUCUACAUGAUGAGUAAGACCACACACGCGCACCCCCCGACCGACCGACAACACACACUCAUGUGCAUCUCUGUCUGUCCCUUGUCAUGACGGCUUCAGCGCCGUUAUCAUACCGCGGUGGCCGCGGGAUGUACGGCGGUUAUCGUGGCGGGUACGGCCCUCCGAGAGGGUUCGGUUACCGCGGUCGGGGCGGCGGGUUCAGGGGCGGGUUCCGCGGGGGCUAUCGCGGCGGCAGGGGGGGAGGCUUCUGGAACGGACCACCGAGGGGCGGGUUCGGCGCUGGGCGGGGGAGCUACAACGGAUUCGGCGGCUCAUACGAGUAAGCCAAUCGAAGCCUCACACACUCAUGGACACAACACAGACACUCGCGAACUGUCUCCUUCUCUCCCCUCCUUGGUGUCUUGAUUGGAUCAGUCCUUUUGCCAACGGCUACGGGGGCAUGCGCGGCCGGGGAGGCUACGAGGGCUACCGGGGCGGCCGCGGCGGGAUGCCGGGCGGGUACUUCGGCGGCCCCAUGUAUGGCGGGGGCGGCGGCUACAUGGGUAAUGGGCCCAUCCACCAGUACGGCCCCGGAGGCAUGCAGCACGGGGGGUAUGGCGGCGGGAUGGGCGGCAGCUGGACCCCCGGGCCCAGCUACGGCAUGGGGGGCGGGUACCACCCCAACCCCAUGAUCCCCGCGGGCGGCCCCCUGUGAUGACCGUAUGACACGACAGCCGUCGAGCAGAUAAGGCAAGGAUCGGUGUGUGGAUGGAUCUAGGCUAGUCAGUGUGGCGAAUCCUCUCCCCUUUUUUCAGCGGCACGUGGCGUGGCGUGCGUGGUGACUGGAUGGCUGAAUGUCUGGCUCCUUGCACGGAUGGAUGGGUGCAUGGGUUAGCGAGCGACUUAGUUGUGCAUCCGUCCAUCCCCCUCCCUGCUCCUGCUUGCAUGUGAUGCGUGUGUGUGGCGGGUGGAUGUGGCACAGUUUUGCAAUAUGGAUGGAUGGAUGAAUGCGGCACCGAGCAGCAGACAGCAGACAAGGCGACACAAGGCACGUGAACUGACCUGCACUUUUGUUGCGUGAUUGAAUUCUCUAUAAGUGGGUGGGAUGGCUGCAUAUGAAGGGGGGGCUUUCAAGCAACACGCACCGAGAUAAGGCGAGACCAGACAGAGAGACAACUUGGGGGCAAACGGAGCGGUGAUGAGAGAUUCAUCGCUCCAAUACACCGCACAGAUUCGCGCGCAGAGAGAGAGCGGGAGAGACAGAUUGUUCGUAGGGCGGGCGCGGGGCAGCAGCAGACAGAUUAAAGACACCACGCGUGAUCGAUCAUCAUUCACCGGGGGAGAGGGCGUCUUUUCGUAUGAAGCAUCGAUCAUUGACCUGCCUUUCUCUACAUCUGUCUGUGCAUUGUAUGUAAUUUGAUAGAAUGGCCGUGGAUGGAGUGAGGCACCUUCCCGAAUGGACCGCUGAGAUGACGUGACACAGUGACACAGUGACGUGACUGAAUGAAAUGCAUGCACCACCAUCAUCGUUGUUCGCGCGUCAAUGCAUUUCUCAC
Molecule: messenger RNA, 2351 nt
Organism: Vitrella brassicaformis
Lineage: Eukaryota; Vitrellaceae
Source: the annotation of a GenBank genome assembly